Triticum dicoccoides is the source of this 1060-nucleotide messenger RNA. RefSeq names its product glutathione transferase GST 23-like. Gene Ontology annotation, biological process: glutathione metabolic process. The coding region runs from base 99 to 1001 and encodes 300 amino acids. The transcript is spliced from 3 exons. Gene Ontology annotation, cellular component: cytoplasm. NCBI's taxonomy places the organism in Eukaryota, Viridiplantae, Streptophyta, Magnoliopsida, Poales, Poaceae. The record is from RefSeq and is a predicted model, not a curated record. Gene Ontology annotation, molecular function: glutathione transferase activity.
ACACUGGAGCCAUCAAAAUAUCUCCGCCACAAGAAAACACUACAAAUCCAGCAAACUGGCCAAACGGAUCAUUAGAAUACUAGAUAGCCAUCGCCGCCAUGGAUGAUCAUCAAGAGGAGGGGCCGGAGAAGGUGAAGCUUUUCGGCAUGUGGGCGAGCCCCUACGCGCUCAAGGUGAGAUGGGCGCUGAGCAUCAAGGGCGUGGAGUACGAGUACGUGGAGGAGGACCUGAGGAACAAGAGCAGCGACCUCCUGGAGCACAACCCCGUGCACAAGAAGGUCCCCGUGCUGCUCUACCGCGGCAGACCGGUGGCGGAGUCCGACGUCAUCGUCGAGUUCGUUGAUGAGGCGUGGAGCCACCGCGGCGGCCGCAUCCUCCCUGACGACCCCUACCAGCGCGCCAUGGCCCGCUUCUGGGUGAGGUUCGUGCAUGACAAGCUCUCGCCGCCGAUCUGGAAGUGGUUCACGGCGGCGCCAGGCGAGGGGCAGGAGGCCGCGCUGGGGGCCGCCGUGGAGCAGCUGCAGGUCCUGGAGGACUUGCUCGCCGUCGGCGGCAAGGAGUUCUUCGCCGGGGAGAGCGUCGGGCUCGUCGACCUGUCGCUGGGCGCGAUGGCAUACGUGGUCCCGAUGUACGAGGAGAUCAUCGGCGUGAGGCUGGUCACCGAGGAGAGGUUCCCGUCUCUGUCGGCGUGGAUGGGCCGAUUCUUGGACUCGCCGCCGGUGAAGGAUCACCCGCCGCCAGUGGAGAGGCUGAAACCCAGUUUCUGCCUGCCAGGGCCGGUGGUAUUGUUACUCCUUUGCAUGGUGAUGAACAUGAAAUUACUCGAUCCGCCAUUGGAGGAGGAACCAUCGGGGGAGGGAUCUGCGGGAGGAGGCUGUGUCGGCGGCGGGGUCGCACAUGGACUUGCGGGACUUGAGGAGUCGUGCGUGAUAUCGCUCAUAUCAUCAUGCGCGGACCUAUGCGAGGGAAGCGGAAGUUCCACCAAUUUAGGGAAUCGCUGAUUUACCGCAUGUAAUGUUCGCAUGUACAGGUCUGUUGCAUCAAAAUUUGCCUAGAAUCA